This is a messenger RNA of Tachysurus fulvidraco (yellow catfish), 1881 nucleotides long. RefSeq names its product ADP-ribosylation factor-like protein 4C. Gene Ontology annotation, biological process: endocytic recycling; intracellular protein transport. Gene Ontology annotation, cellular component: cytoplasm. Bases 1154 to 1729 code for a protein of 191 amino acids. Gene Ontology annotation, molecular function: GTP binding; GTPase activity. Lineage: Eukaryota; Metazoa; Chordata; Actinopteri; Siluriformes; Bagridae. The record is from RefSeq and is a predicted model, not a curated record. The transcript has 2 exons.
AAUCAUCUUAAGAAAACGACAUUAAAUAUAAAGAGUUUAUUGAUGAUAAACGAAUGAUGAUGGUGAUGAUGAUGAUUUGAUCUUCGUCAUCAUUGAUGAUUGAGAGUACAGUGUUUUAUUUCCAGACGUUCCUGAGAGUUCUUACUUCUCACUCACUGAGAAUCAUAGUUCCAUCAUCUGCUUUUUAUUACACCAUUAGUGGCUCCUCACUCUCUACACUGUUACUCAUCUUCUCAUCUCUAAUUUCUUGCUUUCGGAUGUUUCCGACUUCCAAAUUAUUCCAGUAUUUAACUUAUUUUUUUUAUUACUAUGUUCUGCUUUCAUGUUAAAGAAUCUGACAGCAGGAGGAUGUGGUAUUAAAUGACCGGGAAAGCAGGCAAAUAAACACCAGUGAUGUUUCGGUAUGAAUACUGCCCCCUCGUGGCCCUCGCACUGCACUGUUUAAUACGGAUUAGAGGGAAUAACACCCCCCCCCCCUUCCCAAAUGAUCCGUCUCUAUAGAAACGCAAUUUAAAUGUAAAACUGGAGAACGUUAACAGACGUUUAUGCGCAUGCGUGUACUGAUUAAUCUCGUUUUUUUAUUGUACACACACGCACGCAGUUCUGUAGUCCAAUCAGACCUUUAUUAUUGGAGGUUGAAGCGUCAUCACUUAGGGGCGUGGCUUCGGGACAUCCUGCACAGCAGACGCAGUUUACCCCCCUUUGGACGCUCGCGGUAGCGGGCAGUUUAGCCCCCUGGAGGCAGUUUACCCCCCUGGAGAAGCGCGCGGUGUCGGUGAGUCAUGAUGUUGGAUUUCAGACUGAACUUCCCCUUUCAGCUGCGGGUGGAAAUGCGGGAUGUGCGCGCGACUCAUUGACGACUUUGAUGUGCGCGCGACUUACUGAAGUGUCGGACGUGCGCGGGAUCUCACGUGCAUGCGGGAGAAAAAUAACGGUUCACGUCCAUUUGUGUUGGGAAACAGCAGAUGCGUCUUUGAUACGAUAUGAUUGCUGGCAGGUUUGUAGCAGGACGAGUUUUAUGAUGUAAGAAAACAGUGAAGUAGAGAAGAAUUUUGCAGCAGCUCUGUGGUGUAUCACGUCUUCCUCUGACACCCACACAGCUGCAAACUGACGCCUUUUAUUUGUUUAUCCACGUGCUCUUUAUAAAGACAGCAUGGGGAACGGUUUGUCCACGCUGGGACCGUUCCAGCCGCUGCACGUGGUAAUGCUCGGGCUGGACUCCGCAGGAAAGACCACGGUUCUUUAUCGCCUCAAGUUCAACGAGUUUGUGAACACGGUUCCUACCAUCGGCUUUAACACCGAGCGCGUACGUCUAAACAAUGGCGCCGCACGUGGGAUCAGCUGCCACGUGUGGGACGUGGGCGGUCAGGAGAAGCUGCGUCCGCUCUGGAAGUCAUACAGUCGCUGUACGGACGGCAUCGUGUACGUGGUGGACUCGGUGGACGCAGAGCGGCUGGACGAAGCCAAGGCCGAGCUGCACAAGGUGACACGACUCACAGAGAACCAGGGAGCACCUCUGCUCAUCAUCGCCAACAAGCAGGACCUGCCCGGGUCCCUGCCCGCCGCCGACAUCGAGAAGAGGCUGGCACUGCGAGAACUCGGACCCUCCGCCGCCUACCACGUGCAGCCCGCAUGCGCCAUCAUUGGGGACGGGCUGCACGAGGGCAUGGACAAGCUGUACGACAUGAUCACCAAGCGCAGAAAGGCACUGAAACAGAAGAAAAAAUGAUAAACUGCAGUCACAGUUACUGCAACUCAGACUGCGAGUUUUAUACUUGAUAAAACUUUAUAGAAUUAACCAAAUAAGAACUUUCACAUAUGAUUCAUUUCAGGUGCAACAUAAAAAGAAUUAAACGUCUUCUAUUUACUGAAAAAAAAAAA